Molecule: messenger RNA, 711 nt
Organism: Staurois parvus
Lineage: Eukaryota; Metazoa; Chordata; Amphibia; Anura; Ranidae
Source: the annotation of a GenBank genome assembly
UCAGUAAACCGUUUAAUCCGACAAAAUUGCCACCUUUUCUCUGAUGGCCACUGUAAAGUGUGCAGUGCUGUUUUGAUUUCUGAGUCACAGAAGCUUGCACAUUACCAGAGCAAGAAACAUGCAAGUAAAUUUCGACGGUACUUGACCAUUCACCAAGGAGAGGGUAUUGCACCAGUAAAAAGAAGAGCUGAACGUGCUCUGGAUAUGGGUGAUGAGACUGAUAGGAACAAGUGCUGCCCAGUCUGCAACAUGACAUUUUCAUCUCCUGUGGUUGCUUCAUCCCACUAUGAAGGAAAAACGCAUGCAAAAAAUCUUAAGCUGACAAUGCAGGGUGGAGUUAGAGAAGGUAGAAUACCUCUUCCUAAGAAGCUCCGUUUAACGACACCUGCUCCAGAAAAAACCACAGGGGCAGUCGAUCGGUCAGACCCUGAAAAGUUUUGUCAACUCUGCAGGGCCACAUUUAACAAUCCUCAUAUGGCACAACAGCAUUAUGCGGGCAAGAAACACAAGAAACAGGAGACCAAGAGCGAGCUUAUGACUAUAUAUACCAGCUAUGGGAAUGCUUUGCCGCAAAGUACACCUCUCAAACCUCUAACGCCAGGCUCUGCUUCAACUGGGAACGGUUUCACCUGUGACAUAUGCAAUAUUGUUGUGAAUUCUAUAGCACAGUAUGAGGCUCACAUCAGUGGUACAAAACACAAGACCAAGUAA